GCGAGAGCCGGCUUUCAGCUCGAAGAUUCUUGUACGUUGAUAACGCGCCGCGUUCGCCGCACAGUUCGGAACUCGUGGAAGAAUUUGGAACCUCAACACGGUAGCGGUCGCUGCUGUCGCGGAGAUUCGAGAUUUUGCCGGUCCGAUUCUGUCAACAUGUCUUAAGCAACCUGUCCGUCAGUGGUCUACCGAAGCGUGCCAACUGGUCCCCUGGCCGGGCCGAUUGUUUGCGAAAUUUUCGCGAUGACGUCUAAUUAGGCACCCCUCGCCAAAUUUCCUGAGCUGAAUUGGAUGUUGGACUUCCGAAAAAAUAGAGAGAAAUCGUGGGCCAAUUUGUUGGCACCUGGGUCGAUUUUUUUGGGGGCCAGUUUCUUUUGGGUGAUUAAGGAAAUUGAGGAAAACUUUCAUCUGCAAACGAGACUACGCUGAACGGCUCCGACCGUUUUCAAAAGUUGAAGGGAGUUGACGAAACGCUAUGAAGAAUUGGGUCAGUGAGACUGCAAACUGAUGGGAAACAAACCAGUGACUUCAGAGGAAGCAGCUAACAAAACUUCCUAAAACAUUGUGACCACCGUGCCAUACCAAACAGUGAACAAGUGAAUUGAAAAAAAGAUAAUUGAUUUUUGUGUAGUGAAAUACUUUUAAAGUGAACUUGCGAAAGGAUACCAAAACCAACUUUACAAUGGAUAUGACAUCGGCGGCGGAGGCUCGAAGCUGGUAUGAUAAUCAGCGACUUGCGGCAUCGCCUGGCACUACGGCCGGCUUGGGUGGACACCAGUCGGUUGGAGCCGGGAUGGACCCGACUGAAAUGAAUCCGUUUUACCCGCUCGAAAAUGGUUCCCACCGGAGGUAUUACCCCACCAGUUAUGCACCGCACGCAUCCCGCAUGUCCAACUCGCACGUGACCUCACCGCAGGUGUGCCGACCGCACCACUUUCACGGGCCCCUCUCGUGGCUCAGCGAUCCGACGGCGACCGCGUCAACGUCUCUGACCAAACCUGCCAUCGCGUCCAGCAGCGGCGUGUCGUGGGGCAGUCCGUUCGCCUGUCCCCAGGACCCGCAGGACAAGCUUAGCCAGGCCAUGGCCAUGGGCGUCUCCGGCGGAAGUGGUCAACUGGGUGCGGCUGCGGCCGCCGGUCAGCUGCUCGGCGGAGGUAGCAGUAGUGGCUUCUCGUUUCCUCCGACCCCGCCCAAGGACUCAACGCCGGACUCGGUACAUACCGGGCCUACCGAGUACCAGGCCACGAUCAACGCCUUCAUGCAGCAUCAGGCCCAGGUGACGUCCAACAGCUUGGCGGCCCAGCAGGCGGCCGCCGUUGCCGCCCAAGAUAGCUGCAUUCUGGACGUGAAGCCGUGCUUGACGGGGAACGGGUCCCUCGGAGGGUCGGGACUUACGGGGAGUAGUCACAGUGGUGGUGGUGGGAGUGGAGGGACAGGGUCUAGUGGAAGUGUUGCCAGUGUUGGCGGUGGUGGUGCAAACGGGAGUGGUUCCAGCGGUUCCAGCAACGGACAGAACCAGCCAAAGCAGCGGGAAGGUACGACCUUGAACGGUUCUGUGAUCGGUUCUGCUAGUAGUGGUAACAACAGUGCACUGUUUGAUUCGUCCGGCCACGGGUCGUACGGUGGCCAUACGACGGGAUACGAUACGACGGCGGCCAGCUAUGGUAGCAGCUAUGGCCAUCACCAGCAAAGCGGUUCGUUUCAUCCAAACGUUUCAAGGGCGACCUCCGGUAUGACCGGAGGGGGUGGGUCGCACAUGAAGUCGGCGUCGUCGCAGAUGAUGUCGACGAGGACCAAGGCUCGGACCACUGCCGAGGGUCGCGAGUGCGUCAACUGUGGGGCCACGUCGACCCCGCUGUGGCGAAGGGACGGCACCGGCCACUACCUGUGCAAUGCCUGUGGGCUGUACUACAAGAUGAACGGCCAGAACCGGCCGCUGAUCAAGCCCAAGCGAAGACUGGUUAGCGUAAGUACACCAACGACGUUUGGUAACGAAUCUCUAGCGGUUGGAAAUUGUUUGAAGUUUGCCUAAUAAUUCUUACCUAAAUUAAAUGGAAUAUUCUCGAUCUCGUCUAUCUCGAAUUUGGUUGCUGAAGUACCGAGUUAUACUUACAAAUGUUUACGGUAGUCGAGCUCGUAUCUGUGUCAAACACGUUCUUACCUGAAAUCCCUUCGGCCAAUUGUCGCACUUACAUCAAUUUUCAGGCUGUGUCAAGAUAGCUCGACAAGAUUGAAACUUCUUGCAUAUGAAAAGUGACAAAAAUGCACGGAGCAGGGUUGUUAAAAUAUCAAAAUAUCAGCUCUCAGCAACUUAAACUAUCUUGCCUGAAUAUUCAUACCUAAAAUACAACUGCUCUUCUCUCCGUAUUGAAACUUUCAGCGCCGAACAUAGCCAAACACGUUUUCGUGUUCUCACACUCGCGAUUGACAUUUUCCUUUUCUCUCUCAUUCCCGCUUCCACGAUCAUCCUACCGCAACAGCCUUAACCACAAAAACUGCCACAAAACCAAUUUCGCAAACGCAGUUUAACGGGACGUCAUGCGUGGUCGGCUUUUAUCGCCAUCCCGCGUUCUCUCAUUGCAGUUUUCGAAGAGAUUGAGAGACUCAGCGGUGAGAGCGCAUAGUCGAGGAAAAGGGGAGGAGUGAAAGAGAGAGAAUGACAUCGCUGGGAAUCACGAGAAACAAAAAGAGAUCUCAUAAGCUAUAGUGAUGGCCGCUAUACUCUCGGAUGUUUUUGGUGCAGAAAUAAUAAAAAAAAAACGGAAUCGACGUAACACCUUAUAAUGUGGCCCUCUUAAACCUUGCGGUUUCGUUAACGGAUCCACAGGCGUGUAUCGUUCUUUUCGCGACAAGACUCCGCCUCCCGGAUCUCCUAAGUGUGAAGGUAUGGCACGGGGAGAAGGCACCGAAUACCUAUAUUAACACUUAGAGUUUUUGCGUCUGCCUCGGGAUUCGAACCGACGACCUCUGGAUUGUGAGUCCAGUGCGCGGUCCUAAUGAUCCACACAGGCAGAAAUAAUCAAUUGAUAGCUUUUCUAUCACUCAUUUGCAACACUGGCACGGAGUUUUUUCGAUUUUUAUUGAAUAUCUCAGGAUUGAAAUCGAAUUUUGGGGAUCUGUGAAGGUCAAAAGGUGAGGCAUUGUGAGUUGAACAAAUUUGGCCCAAAAUCGACGUGUGACAAGUUAGUACGACAGCGACGAUAUAAUAAACUGAGUUUCAAUCUGAUCGUGAUAUCUUGACAAGCUCUCCAAUGUGAAAAAUUACCCAAAGGAAUUUCAAUCGGAGCUGUUUUGUCACACGUGCAUGCACGUGUACUGUUUACAUUUUGGAUAAUAACUUUGGAAUUUGACAACCAAACUCAACAAAAUUUCGGGAAAACACACAUCCAUCCAUGUAAUUGCUUACAUGGAUUGUGAAUAGCAAUUCAAACAAAAGUACGUGUGACAAUAUUGCACAAUCACGACGCAAUGGUAGUUUGCAAGAAUUGCUUAAUGUGUAAGUUAUUCCAGAUAAUUGAACUCCCUCUUGUUUUACAAAGUAGUUACAUCAUAAACACAGAAAAUUACUGCUACCACCCGACAGCACACACAAACAGACUCGUGGGGAAGUGCCGGGUGCAUCCAUCCGGUAAGAUCGGCACAUAAAUUGGACGCGUCAUUCAAAUAAAAAGACGUCAGCCGCGGUCGGGUCGGCGUGUGACCUCCAGAAACGACCUACAGGAGAAGCAGAAGCAGUUACGAGGAGGAAGGGCCCACUACACACUCACAGAAAAGACCCUCGACCCGGCUCGCGCGGUCUGCCUGUAAUUAUUAUGUACUACUAUGCUAUGCUAUGCUGUUUGCCCGCCACCCGACCCCCCGGUCCUUCAACCUCCCUUGUCCAGCAGGUUCCGCGCGACCCGGCGUGGGCUUCUGGCUUUUAAGUCAAGAGAUGGAUGUAACUGAUAAGACCCAGAGAGGCCUGCACAACAACAACAACUACAGCAGCGGCAGGCAGCAGCAACAGCAGAAUAAGUACAGGAACUAACCAUCACAAAAGCAAAUUAGAAAAGUCAGGGAGAAAAACCGUUUGUUCAUUUUCCCAGAAAACUCGUUUUGUGGGGCGCCCCCCGUCUUUUGGACCUGGGCCAAGCAAACAAGAGAGGAGAGGUCCUAAAAUAGGACACAUCAUGCACAAAAACCGGGGUGCUUGUCGUCGUCGGAGCUCCAUUGUGUCUGCCCUGGACAGUGUAAUUGCUAUCAGCCCGCGUGGAAUUCGUGUACGGGUACCCAGAGCUGAAUUGUAGCUACUGCUACUGGUGAAUGGAGCAGGAUUGAGGCUGCCAGAAACACCUGCGAAAUUCGCGUGAUUUGCUUUUGCUUCAGGG
Molecule: messenger RNA, 4367 nt
Organism: Culex pipiens pallens (northern house mosquito)
Lineage: Eukaryota; Metazoa; Arthropoda; Insecta; Diptera; Culicidae
Product: GATA-binding factor C-like
Exons: 4
Coding region: 683-2032 (449 amino acids)
Biological process (GO): negative regulation of transcription by RNA polymerase II; cell fate commitment; positive regulation of transcription by RNA polymerase II
Molecular function (GO): DNA-binding transcription factor activity, RNA polymerase II-specific; zinc ion binding; RNA polymerase II cis-regulatory region sequence-specific DNA binding
Source: RefSeq, a predicted model, not a curated record